Messenger RNA from Notothenia coriiceps (black rockcod), 680 nucleotides. RefSeq names its product rab11 family-interacting protein 2-like. NCBI's taxonomy places the organism in Eukaryota, Metazoa, Chordata, Actinopteri, Perciformes, Nototheniidae. The transcript has a single exon. Gene Ontology annotation, biological process: regulated exocytosis. Gene Ontology annotation, cellular component: intracellular membrane-bounded organelle. The record is from RefSeq and is a predicted model, not a curated record. Gene Ontology annotation, molecular function: small GTPase binding. The coding region runs from base 321 to 674 and encodes 117 amino acids.
AACAUCAGGGAAGUGUUUUACGUAGCUGAGGCAAAACAAGGAAAUUGUUUUUGAUGAAAAGCUCAUAAAGGAAUUAGCCGCACCGCAGUAAUGUCCUUUCUGUGGUAUUAGUACCAAUGUAAAGUUGGUUAACCGAGUGUUAUUCGAGACUUUAUCGCUACGAAGAGGAGGGCGAAUAAUUACGACAUCAACCUGAGCUUCCUGAAGUUAAGCUAGGUAACCUAAACCAACAGAAGGAGAAACACGGAGUUCAGGGAAAGGUUAACGAACAGUUUGGCGUGGUAAUAUAUCUAAUAACUCGGAUUAACGAGACUUCCACGAUGUCUCUGGCCGACCAGAGCCAGACUUGGUUCCCUACGAGUGUGCAGGUAACGGUGCACCAGGCUCGGAACCUGCGUCCAAAGGGCAAGAAUGGCACCAACGACGCCUAUGCCAUCAUGCAGGUGGCCAAAGACAAGUUUUCUACAUCGGUGUCGGAGAAAUGCAUCGCCCCGGUGUGGAAAGAAGAGGCUUCCUUCGACCUGCCACUCUUCCACCCGGGAAACGCUGACCGGUGCACGCUGCAUAUCAUCGUAAUGCACCGGGCCCAGGUGGGGCUCGACAAGUUCCUGGGUCAGGCUGUGGUCAACCUGCUGAACCUCCAUGACAACAAGUCCAGCAAAAAGACAGAGUAAGUGACU